This is a messenger RNA of Athalia rosae (coleseed sawfly), 1806 nucleotides long. RefSeq names its product traB domain-containing protein. Lineage: Eukaryota; Metazoa; Arthropoda; Insecta; Hymenoptera; Athaliidae. The transcript is spliced from 7 exons. The record is from RefSeq and is a predicted model, not a curated record. Bases 218 to 1609 code for a protein of 463 amino acids.
CAGUACCUAUUUUCAACGCCAAUCCCAAUGGUAUAUCCGGUCAUCCGGUAUAUCGAGGUCCACGUUUAGAAAAUGCAUCACCAUCAUUUGCAUUUGUCAUUUCUAAUCUCUACUGCAAUUUAAUUUUAGUUCCUGGCUUAAAAUUUCGUGAACAUAAGGAAUGAAUUGACUUGAUACUAUUUGCUUUAGUACUAAAACUAAUAUUGGAAGUUUGAGAAUGGAAGCAAAACAAGAUGAAACUAAGGAGCCUUUAAUGGGAGAUACUGAAAGACAAACCUUUUUCCAAAAUCCAGAAGACAAACACUUCAGUGUGAUAAAUGAAAGGGGAGAUCAUAAUUCAAAUGGUACGGCUAAUAUUCACGUUGUUACGGAAGCACUGCUGGCAGGAGAAUCUGGCAGGACAUCUACCGCUCAACAAAACCCAAUCUCGGUACCACUAUCUUCAGCUACAGCUGUGGCUAAAAAUAUUACUAACGUAUCUAACCAAGAUACCAGCAAUAAAUGGAAACAAACCGAAACACCUGAUAGUGAGAUCAUUGUUAUCGACAAUAACGAUGAACGUGAAAGCAUUGGUUCAGGCUUAGAAUCUGAUGUUGAGGAUAAUGACAGCGAUGCUGGAGAAUCUUCCCGGCAUCCUAUCAUUAAAGAAUACGAUCCCAGCAUUGACAAUAAUUUGCCAGAGACAGUGACCCUACUUCCAGGAUCUGGAGGUAGUAAAUUGUAUCUCGUAGGAACAGCACAUUUCAGUCUGGAAAGCCAAAAUGAUGUUGCCAAGAUAAUACAAGCUGUUCAACCUCAUAUAGUCAUGGUUGAAUUGUGCGAGGCAAGGGUGCAUGUCUUACAACUUGAUGAAAAAACAAUACUCCAAGAAGCACAAGAACUUAGUUUUGAAAGUAUGCGCAAUGCAAUUCGACAAAAUGGGCUUUUCAAUGGGUUGAUGUACAUUCUUUUGUUGAACAUGUCUGCUCAUCUUACCAAGGAGCUUGGGAUGGCUCCCGGUGGAGAAUUUCGUCGCGCUUUUGUUGAGGCAAGGAAAGUACCAAAUUGUUUGGUACAUAUGGGUGAUCGACCAAUCAACAUUACUAUACAGCGAGCGUUAAGCUCACUGUCUUGGUGGCAGACGUUCAAACUUGGAUGGCAUCUGAUUACAUCUAAAGGGCCAAUUAGUAGAGAAGAAGUAGAACGUUGCAAACGCCGUGAUCUUCUGGAAGAAAUGCUUGCUGAGAUGACAGGGGAGUUUCCAGCACUUGGCGAAGUUUUUGUCAAAGAGCGAGACCUUUACCUAACACACUCCCUCCAAUUAGCGUGUCUUCCUCAACGUACAGCAACUAGCUAUAUGCCAGUUCGGGUAGUAGGUGUUGUAGGAAUUGGGCACGUAUCUGGAAUAGUACAGCAGUGGGGUAAAGUGAAAACCACCGAAAUCCCGCCAAUUUUAAGAAUACCUCCACCAUCCCUGUCAAGCAAAGUCUUACGUUUUACGAUUAAAGCUUCGUUUAUCGGCGCUGUGAUUUUCAUAGGCUAUAAGAUCACCCGAAUUCCAUCUGGCGAAACUAUUCAAUCACUCAAGUCAUCGGUUCAAGGACUUUGGAAGGUCAGUACAACCCGAUAAACCACCACUGUUCUUCAUCUUCUACGUGCUAACACAUUUUUUCACAAAUUUUCUUUUAUUUUUCUGCUGCAUUCAUCUGAAGUAUCUGUUGAGUUGCUUCAAAUUUUUUGAUCCAAAUUCAUUGUAACAAUGGAAGCUAAAGGUUGUGAAGAUCAGUACGAGCAUUUACAGGCAAACAUUAUUUAUGUGGUCACGAA